Medioppia subpectinata is the source of this 951-nucleotide messenger RNA. The record is from the annotation of a GenBank genome assembly. Lineage: Eukaryota; Metazoa; Arthropoda; Arachnida; Sarcoptiformes; Oppiidae.
AUGUCGUGGUUUACAGAGAGCAAGAGAUCGUUGAUGGAGAGGAUGGCCAUCAAUGUAUUGAAAUGCGGAUCCAUUCCAAGACACGUGGCGUUCAUAAUGGAUGGGAACCGACGAUACGCUCGACGACUGGAUCUGUCGGCCAUCGACGGCCAUAAGCGUGGUUUUGAACGAAUGACACAAAUGCUUGAGUGGUGUCUGGAUUUAGGUGUGGAUGAGGUGACGGUCUAUGCCUUCGCAAUCGACAACUUCAGACGUCCGGCCGAAGAGGUGGACAAACUGAUGGACUUCGCGAAAGACAUGUUCGACAAGUUGUUGAACGAUAGGCACAAACUGAACGAAACGGGAAAAGCAGUUCGUGUUUUCGGUGACUUAUCUCGUCUAAGACCAGACAUCCAGCGAUUGGUGGCCGAUAUCGUGCUCUUCACUCAACACAAUACUCGCAAAGUACUCAACAUAUGCUUUCCCUACGCAUCCCGUCAUGAAAUCACUACUGCUUUACAAGAGUUGCAAAUUUGUGUCCAAAACCAGAUUAUUGAGGAAUCAGAUAUCACUGAAUCUCUCAUUUCUAACUUCUUGUACACCAGUCAGUCAUCAGAUCCUGACCUUCUGGUGCGAACAUCAGGUGAAGUUCGUUUGAGUGACUUCUUGUUAUGGCAGACCAGCUUUUCGGUGAUCGCAUUCGCGCCAGUCUUAUGGCCAGACUUCACCAUUUGGGACCUCUUCUCUGCCAUUCUUUACUAUCAGCGCAAUUGUAGUUCAGCUAAGAGUGAACAGCAAUUGCAUGAAUUGACACUUGGAUUGACACAACCAAUGGAUCACAACAAUCAUACUGACCACUCAUCCAGAAGACAACGCCUCACCAAUUGUUUGCUUUAUCUCCACAAUAAACGCAUCACUCAAAUGACACGCAUGUCAUCAAAUGGUAAUCAAGUUGUCGAAGUGAACACUUGA